Messenger RNA from Paracoccidioides lutzii Pb01, 2412 nucleotides. Its product is annotated as cell pattern formation-associated protein stuA. The coding region runs from base 1 to 2412 and encodes 803 amino acids. The record is from RefSeq and is a predicted model, not a curated record. Gene Ontology annotation, cellular component: nucleus. Gene Ontology annotation, biological process: positive regulation of transcription by RNA polymerase II. Gene Ontology annotation, molecular function: sequence-specific DNA binding; DNA-binding transcription factor activity. The transcript has 5 exons.
AUGCCCAUUUCGUCUGUGCUUUCUACUGUUUGCGCUGACCUGGAGCUGCCGUCGAUAUCCCAGGUUCAAACUCGAUUCCCUAUUGACGUCCCUUGGUACAAUCAUCACGCUGCAGAACGACCGUUGUUAGGCAGUGACAAAUUACCUGCUCUUACUUUUCCUCACACACAGCCGCUCUCCGCUUCGGGUCGAACGGGUUCUCAAGACUCGUCGAUAUUGACAACGUCGUCGAGUGGCUCAAAUAGCGCCGGUGCUGUGGUCAGCUAUUUUCCUCAGGGCCCUACGGGCGAGGCCAAGAACCCUCCUCCUUCGUCCACCGACGGAGCAGGUGGGGUUCCUUCCCGAUAUUCCCUGGAGUCUACUAGCCAGCCGGAUUACAUCGCUGGAGGGACUGUGAGUGACGGAUAUAGCCACAGCCAAACAUCCCUUGGAAAUAUGAAUCAGACACAGCCUUACCUGGAUGUACAUACAUCACAUUUGUCGUCCGCACAACCAUACUCAUCCCACGGAACUCCCGCAACAGGGAUACCGCCUUACCAGUAUUCCCAGCCUCCAGUUCUGCAAUCUGGUUCCUCCUACUCCUCGACUGGCAGUUCAUCCUAUCCUUCAUAUGGGUAUUCUAAUGGUGUUAACUCUCCACAAUCGGCUACUCAGGCGGUCACAAAUGCCCUGACAGCCCAUGUACCCGCUCAAAUACUACCCUUACCUGCAAUGACUGCAAAUACUCCCAGCUCUCACGCAUAUAUGCCAGGUCCCAGUAGCCAUGGUCAGUCAUAUUUGACUCAUACGUUCGAUACUACCGGUCAAAUACCACCUCCUGGUGCAAAACCGAGGGUUACAGCAACAUUAUGGGAAGACGAGGGAAGCCUGUGUUUUCAAGUGGAGGCCAAAGGCGUUUGCGUUGCCCGGCGAGAAGACAACCAAAUGAUCAACGGUACGAAGUUGCUCAACGUUGCUGGCAUGACAAGAGGAAGACGAGAUGGUAUUUUGAAGAGCGAGAAGGUCCGCAACGUGGUGAAGAUCGGACCAAUGCAUCUAAAGGGCGUUUGGAUCCCGUUUGAACGUGCUUUAGAAUUUGCAAAUAAAGAAAAGAUAACAGAGGAUCUUUACCCAUUGUUUGUACAUGAAAUCUCAGCGCUACUUUACCCGCAUCCUACCAAUCCGCCCAGCAGAGGUGGCGCUCUCACAACUAGGAAUGAUCAGAGACGUUUUGAAACUAGCCAGACUUCUCGAUCAUCCCAUGGAGGACAACCCUCACCUUUGCAUCAUCAUCAUUCAAUGCACGCUCCGCUUACAUCCCAUUUAUCCCAGCCUCCUCAUUCCAUUGGCUCCCAUUCUGGGUCGGCUCGUCCUGGGUUAGAUCGUUCUCAUACAUUCCCCACUCCCCCAACCAGCGCAUCCAGUUUAAUCGGCAUUGGAAACCACGGCGGCUCCUAUGAAUGGCCGCCACAAAGUAUGGGAAGUAGCGUCCAGAGCUCACAAGCUCUUUCAAUCGACACGGGUUUGACGACUGCAAGAUCGAUACCAACGACACCCGCGACGACACCCCCGGGUGCGAACCUGCAGAGCAUGCAGUCUUAUCAUCAAGGUCAGCAGAGCUAUGACAGUUCUAAAUCCUACUAUUCUGCAGCCCCUACAUCGCAAGCGCAGUAUGCAUCACACCACGCCCUAACCCAGCAGAGUAAUAUGUCGAGGUAUGGACAGUCAAUAUCCACGAACCCUUAUAUCAAACAUUCAAUGGGACCUCCGUCGGGACGGACGGAAGUGACAAGCGAGCCAAUUCCCAAUGAAACCAGGGCUGACCAAUAUUCUCACAGCCAGGGAAACGGACAGGUGAGCCAUGGACCGGGUGAGGGAGAGGCAGAUCAUGACAAUGAAUCCGAGUAUAUCAACGACAACAAUACUGCUUACAGUGCCAACCGUGGCUCAUAUACAUACACCACAAAUCCGAGUGCAACAAGCCUCUCGGGUGAGCACCCUCACCUCUCUCCUGAGCUGACGGAUUCCACAUCUCACCAAAAUGGCUCCGAUAACAGGAUCACAGCACGGACCAGCACCCAAUCACACUGGCAACCAGGAUACCCUACUCCACCACGACCCGCGCCGCCUUCCAGUAAUCUUUACAAUGUAAUGAGUGAUACCCGUGGUGCUGCUACCAAUGGAACAACAGGAGACUCAUACUCCACCUCCUCAAACGGCCCAUCAGCCUACCCGUCAUUAAAUGGUUCUGGAAAACGCAUGCGCGAUGACGACGAGCAAGAUCAAACUCCUCUCUCCGAAACCCAGAAUGGCGACAGCACCUAUGACCAUAAACGUCGGAAACCCUUGGUCGAUAACGUUGGUGGGCCUGUGGGUGGCACAGCGCUUGGUAUGCCCAACGUGAAAGCAGCCGUUGUUCCUCGCCGUCGAUAG